AUGCUAGGAACCUUGGAUCCAGACAGCAAGCGAGAUUGGAAGACACAUGUUGGUCCACUUGUGCAUGCUUAUAAUUGCACUCAGCAUGAAUCUACGGGACAGUCUCCUUUCUUCUUGAUGUUUGGUCGGCACCCAAGGCUUCCUGUUGACAUAGCAUUUGGGCUUGACAUUGAGCCAAGCAAGCCCAAAUCUGUCUUGAAGUAUACAAAAUCUUUACAGGAUAGGUUAAAGCAGGCGUAUGACCUUGCAGCAGAGAUGGCAACCAAAGCUCAGGAAAGGCAGAAGACCAAAUACGACCAGAAGGCAAGAGCGGCAGUACUGGAGAGUGAAUCCGGAGAAGGGAAGAGAAGGACUCUACAUAGAAAUCUUCUUCUUCCAAUCGGGACCAUAUCCAACCAGGCACCAUCAGUACCGACACCAGCCCAUCCAGCCAGGCCAAUUCCAGCUCCAAGAAGAAAGCCAGCCACUCGAGCCCAGACCAUUAAGACAUAUGAGCCAGAAGAAACUGAUGACAGUGAAGACGAAUCAGUUAUGAUCCCGAUCCACACAUCCAGGUCCUCAGCAUCAACUGUCAGAGCAGUUGAUCGGCCAGCUGAGGGGGAAGAGAGCGCAGAGGAGAUAGAAGAAGUGGAUAUUAUGGAUACAGAGGAUACUGAUGAGACUGCUCAGGAUCAUGAGCAGGAAGAUACCCCUUCACCAGACCCUGGCUCAGGAGAAGAAACAUCCCCAGAAAGAGACAUUCCUGAUGUUCCGGAACCUACCCCGAGACAAGACCCAGAAGAUGACUCAUCUGGAGAUAUUCCAUCUGCACCAUCGCCCCGAAGAUUGACCCGGGAGAGACAUAAACCAAAAUGGAUGAGAAGUGAAGAGUAUGUUUUGUCCGCACAGCCACAGCCAGAAUGGAUGACAAGAGCGAGCUAUCUCAGUUUCCUAAUAGUUCCCUACAACUGGUAA
This is a messenger RNA of Haliotis rufescens (red abalone), 954 nucleotides long. RefSeq names its product protein TsetseEP-like. The transcript has 2 exons. NCBI's taxonomy places the organism in Eukaryota, Metazoa, Mollusca, Gastropoda, Lepetellida, Haliotidae. Gene Ontology annotation, molecular function: nucleic acid binding. The record is from RefSeq and is a predicted model, not a curated record. Bases 1 to 954 code for a protein of 317 amino acids.